Spirodela intermedia is the source of this 7616-nucleotide messenger RNA. Lineage: Eukaryota; Viridiplantae; Streptophyta; Magnoliopsida; Alismatales; Araceae. The record is from the annotation of a GenBank genome assembly.
AUGAAUGAGAAAUCAGUGCACAUAAACAAAAAGUAUUGGUCCUUCAUUGUCCAAGCUCUUAGUAAAGGAGGUUAUCUCAAGGAGGUAUAUCAAGAGGUCUUUUUUGUCAUAUAGUUUCUUAAUUUUAUUUUAUUGCAGACUAGUGAAAAACGAAAGCAGUGUUUGCUUGUUUGUUCUUUUAUCUUGAAUUUACUACUAAGAAAGGUUGUAUCUUGAAAAUAAAAAUAUUUCUAACUAGCCAAUUAAACUUUCUGGCUUGGAAAUUAGAUGGGUAUGCUGGCUUCUCUUAGUUCCUAAUUAAAUGAUAAGAGUAGGGCUGGAUUUUAAUAGGAUAGAAUUGGGAAAGGUGGAACCAGCUUUGUUCUGAACUAGAUUCUGUAGCGUUACAUUUCAACUAUGGUACGUCUGAAAAAAGUUCCACCUAGUUAAGAAUUCAACUAUGGUAAGUAUGUUCUAUCUUCGGUUUUUUGUUACUGUUACUGGAGUACGUCAUCCUUUUUUUUAAUUGAUUUCUAUUCAACCAAUGUUUCUGUGAAUAUUCACAAGAAUAUGAACAUUAGGACUCUGAAAUACAUAUUGAAUUGGUUAUAGUUUGACAGAUGGAUAAACAAAUGUAUUAUUUCGUUUACAUUGUUCGUUGUGUUAUAUAAUAAUAAAAAUAGCGUUGCUGCUUGGUCGAAUCCUUUAUUGAACGGAUAGCUACAGUAUUUUGAUACUGCAAUAUCUGUGACACUCUUUUUCGGGUUUCACGUUUAGAGCAGAAGCUUACAUCACAAUUUAACUCUACAUGUUUCAUUUCUCGUUAUAUUUUUGACUUUUUUUCUUGGAACUCCUCUUCACAUUAACCUGUUUUUUCCGCUGAGUUUUUUUUCCAUAUAAAAUGAGAUUCAGCGCCAUGAUUUGUAAGAUUUAAGUGAUGACGAAAAUAUUCAUUUGACUCAAAUAUUCUUCUUUCUAUGACAAAGGAUUUAUAAACUAAGUUGUAUUUUGGGUUCAAGAGAUGAAGAUCUUGUCCAUUGGCUAUUUAUUGAUCUUAGUUGUACUCGCUUUGAUCUGCACUUUAUUUUGUUUAUUCUCACUAGGUUUGCUAUGAAUUCUUUCUUCAGGCACUCAAACAGCUUACUUUUUUUGGAGAAAAUGAUUUUAUGCAUCCUGAUCUGCCAUUAUACAACAUUUUUCUGAAUGGAUGUAUGAAGUCACAAAACUUGGCCAAUGCUAAUAAUUGCUUGAAGGUGAUGGAUGAACAACUUAUUGGGAAAUCUGAAAUAACAUAUUGGGAGUUGCUUAAGGUACGCAGGACAAAAUCAUUAAAAUUAUGUUUGUUUGCAGAGUUUUUACCGUGAUUCUAGCAUGGUUUGACCUACUGAUCUUGCCUUCUUGGCCUUCUCUCUUUUGAAUGCGGCAGUAACUUCCAUCAAUUAUGGUCAAUAGAUAGUGUGGCCUGAGCUGCCUGUGCCCAUAAAAUGUCUCGAAGCUACCCAUUAAUAGUGGUGGAACUCUGUGCAAAUUUUCCUCCUGUGAUAUGAGUUACGACCCCUUGAUCACUUACAGUACCCCUCCUUUAUGCUCUACGAUAGAAAGAAGUCUGGGAAUGCCUCCAGCAGUCUUGCACCCAAAAUGGACUACUAACCAUUUCAAAAAGGAAAAAAAAGAUUCAAUGACCGUUUAUUCUCUACCGUUAUGUUGCUGCCCUCUAUUUUUUCCUGACUGAUAUGAUUCCUAUUCUUUUACUGCCAAUGGUUGUAAAUAAAGGUUUGUGGUCUGAUAUCCGUCUUUGAAACAUUCUAUGUGAAAAGAUGAUGCAGUUUGCAGGCAAGUGACUUCACACAGGACCUUCUCUACCCUCACCUCCCGUUGUUAUCAGUGAUGAAAAAUUGUAUUUGGCCUCAAUGUUUUGAUUCUUCUUUGAUCUCUUUUAUCAUACAUCAGUUUGUCCUUUUACUCAACUUGCAUCUCCAAUCUCAUUACAUCUUUCAUAAUACUUUUUUUCUCAGCUAAUUGACACAUGAUUUAUGAGCUAUUAAAUGUCGCUCCAUUCGUUUAUUUCCAUCAUUGGUUAUUUAUUUCUGAAUAGCUACCCAAAACUUUCAGGUUGCAGUUUGGCAGGGAAAUCUACCUGUCGUCUAUGAAAUUUGGAGAGAUCUCAGGAAGUACUACAACCCAAGCAUUAUAUCUCUGAGAAAGUUCAUUUGGUCUUUUACAAAGCUUGGCGACUUUCGAGCUGCAUACUCUCUCUUGCAACAUAUGGUAUCCACAGGUGUACAUGGGGGUGAUUGCUUAAAAGUAUCCGGUGAAAAAAAAAUUCGAUCUUCAAGGGUGGAUAUUCCCAUACCCGUAAUCAUUGAUUUCCAUAGUAGUGUAUUAGACAAGAAAAUGAUUGACCUUUCAUCACCAGAGAUUGGCAGACUAGAUGCUAUCAAGGAAGCUUCUGUGUGGAACUCAGAUUUGGAAAACAAAACACCACACACAGUAGAAGAUAAUGCCCAGAUUUCCAAGGCAACAGGCCGUGUCUCCCACGGAAUACCUGGAGACGUAACUUUCGGUGCUUCUGAGAAAGCUUCCUCCCACGUACAUCCUUUUCUUUCCACUUCAUCCUUUGAUGCAGCAGGACAUGGGAACACUGUGAUAAAUAGCCUAUCUGCUUUUGACGAGGAAAUAAUGGUAGAAAAAUGCACGAGGAUUGAUGUGAAGAAAAAUACUUUAUCUACGGAAUUAAGGAAGGUUCUAAGAUGGUCCUUCAAUGAUCUGAUCCAUGCCUGCGCACAAUGUAGAGAAUAUAAUAUGGCCGAGCAGCUAUUCCUUCAGGUAGGAUUAGAAUGCAAGUUUUUUGACCUUUCAUAGUGUAUUGUUUCAUUUACCAUGAUUACAAUAUUGUACCUUCUUCGUGUUUUCAUUUAUAUUUCUCUCAAUUUGUCAGAUUUUCUUUGUUUCAAUAUUCACAUGCUGUUAGUUUCUCAUAUUUUGUUUAACUUGACUGUUAUGUUUGCUAUGAAGAAAGAACUAACUUCUUGAUGGAUAUCCUACGAAAUAGAUGUGCGAAUGGUAAUAAUCAUAAAAAAAGGGCAUUCCGAUUGUAAUUCAUGUAAGGUUUGAAGUUAUUAGUUCAUCUCGAUUCAUUGAAUCAAUUGUAACAGAAGGCAAUAUCAUGAGAUUAAAAUUACCCACCACCACUGGAUGCUUACACUACUAAUAAGAAUAAAAACCUUCUCUAAGAAUGCAUGAAAUCAUCCGUCAACAAGUUGAUUGAUCAUUGUUCAUUUAUUAAUGUCUGAGAAACCCAGAAGGUUAUGAAGAAAUGUUCUUUCUUUGCCAUUUUCUUACUAGAAGGCAUAGAAAGAAGACGUAUAAGAAAAUGAGGUAGUGUUUACUGCCUUUUUUUAUCUGUCUGCUUCUUUUCCAUGCCUUGCGGUGUCAUUUACUUUUUCAUUGUGUUAAUAUCUAUCGUCAUCGUUUUCUUUUUACACUAAUGUUUUACCGUGUUAAUGAUGUGUCUAGAUGCACGACCUUGGACUGGAGCCAUCACCUCACACAUUUGAUGGGUUUGUGAGGGCUGUUAUUUUGGAGAAAGGGGUUGCGUAUGCUAUGCGAGUGGUAUGUCUGCAUGAUUUUUUUGAAUCAUUCUCAUCUAACGAGUAUCCAGUUUAGUUGCUUGUUUCCUCACAGCUGAUCAGUUGCAAGAUUCUUUCUCAAAUAAAGGAAAAUUCUGAAAUAUGUUUUUUUUCCUUUUGAAACGGCUUGGAUUCCAUAUUAUUUGGAGUUUUCAAUUUUCGCAUUGCCCUUACAUUUCCAAGAAAAGGAAGAAAAUGCCUUAGGAAGAAAAAGCUAGCUUAGAACUUUCAUGUCUAUCAACAGAAUGCUUCAUUUUUUCUUUUCUUUUCAUCUCUAGCGGUACCUAUGUGACCUUAUAAACUCUGCAUAUUUAAGUAAAUGUUUAUAUUCUUGGUGCACAACUUUAUAGAGACAAUCUUUCUCUUAUGUUUUCAUACUUUUUCCAGGUCAAUGAAAUGGAGAAAAGGAACCUGAAGCCAAAUUAUACUACAAUAUCCACCCUCUCAAUAGCUUACAGCGAAAUUUUGGAAUUGGAUAGAGCAGAGUCCCUUUUGGGACAAAUUCUUGAUAGCUCGCCGAAGUAUAUCCAUCCAUUCAAUGCCUUUCUUUCAGCUUGCAAUGUCAUGGUCAGUUACGUUGAAUUAAUAUCCAUUUUUCAAUAACUCUUUCUAUUAUUUUGUUCCGUCACCUUGUGACCUACAAUACGGUUGGAAGCAGCAUACCUGAGUAGAGAUUUUUUUUCUCCUAUGUGGCCAUGAGGUUAUAACAGUGAAAGUAGGCCAAUAAUUAUUGAGAGUUUCAAAUAACAUCGUCGAAAUUAUAAUUAUAGUACCAUGCUGAACGAAUAAAUUACUACUGAUUUACUGCUUUCAGUGUUCUUCACAUUCCAUUUAUAUUUUCUGAGUUUAUUAGGUUAGAUAGUCUGCACCUUAGUAUAGCAGACUAAACCGGUCUCUAUACCCAGAAAAUUUUGUUGAUCAUCAAUCCCAAGUUGAAUUGUGACGCCAAUCAUAGAUGUGGGUGUUAAUGGUGAUGAACUUCAGCAAUAUUUCUGAUGCUCCAGAAAGCAAUUUAAAUACCAUUGACAUCCUAGAACUUGUCAAAGAUAGUAUGGAUGGUUGAUGGAGAUUCCCUGAGCGUGGUUAUAUUUUAGGUCAGGGUAAGGAGUUGUUCUCUUGGCAGCUCUGACAUAUUAAUGUGUUGAAAAUUUUAUUGAAUUUGUUGCCUUGCAUUUCAGCCAUUUGAGUUUAGUAGUGGGGAGACGCUUUCAUCCUUAUUUUUAGUACUCUGGUGUUGUCAAUGAACCUUUUGUCUUUGGAAUCUUAAAUUUAAUGAUAAUAUUAUGCCUACUUUGGUUGAUGUAUGAUGCAGGACCAACCUGAACGUGCAAUUGGCAUAUUGGCUAAAAUGAAGCAACUAAAUAUGAGACCAAACAUCAGGACAUUUGAGCUGUUGUUUCAGUUGUUUGGAAAUGUCAAUGCUCCCUACGAGGAGGGGAACAUUUUUUCCCGUGCGGAAGUCAAAAAAAGAAUAGAGAUCUUAGAGGCUGAUAUGAUUAGAAAUGGCGUUCAGCACAGCUUUGUAUCUUUAGAAAUUUUGGUAUGUUCUUCAUUUAGAUCAUUCUUUAUAAAUAAAAAGUUUUUACUUGGAAGUAUUCUGUGGUGGACUCAAGGAUGUAAUAAUUCAUGUGUGAUUAUCAAGUUUUGAUAUUGAUUCGUGUUUUUUUCUCUUUUGUCUCAUCUAGAAAAUACUUUGCCUGAAAAUGUCACGAAAUUAUGUGUGAGAUGAAAUUUUCCUUUUCUGAGUUCCCAGUGCACUUGACGGGCAAUGAUAAACAGCAGUAACUUUCUCUAUUUAAUGCCAUUCCCAGUAGUCACUAAGACUCGUCAUGUCAAGAACUCAGCUCUUAGUUUUUGUAAGGUAUUUUGCAAACUGCCCUCGACGUCAUCAGAGAGAAAUCUGUAAAUUUUCCCUCUGAUUGCAUAUUUGUAGAUUCAACUCUCUUUAUUCGUGGUUCAACGUAUCAACGAGAGUGAAUCAAUGGGGAAAGAGAAGAUUGCAGAAAAACCCCGUUGCCAAGGAAUGAUUGUGGUGAUGAUGGAGGAUCAAUUUAGUAGUGUCCAAUCCUGGUGUCAACACGAUAGAAAUAGAAAAAUCCCCAUAGAAUUCAAGAGUAAAUCCUAUUUUGGCAGAUUUUUUUUUUUUCAAAGAAAUCAUCACAAAAACCUGAUCUUAGAUGAUCCUCCUCAUUUUUUAAUUUGAAUCAAUCAAUCGAAAGAGGAAUCAGCUGAUUCUGCAAAGCAGGGCAGUUUUUACAGUAAAGGGAGACAGAAAAUCUCAGCUCCAUUGAUAUCUUUGAUGCUUCGAAUGUAUGGAAUGAGUCCUGUACAGUAAAGCGACACCCAUAAAGACCGAAAUAAUAAUAAUACAAAAAAUAACGUGAUAAAGCAACAAUUUAUCCAGGAAGAGCAUGAUAUAAGUUCUUGUCCAUCUAAACCAACUCCGUUCUUGUCCAACUUGUUUUUAGUCUGUGUUCCCUUCCUUCAAAGAAAUGGUAUGUUUCACGAAUUUAUCUCUCUCUAUUAUCAAUAUGCUCCACAGAUUGCAGAAGCACGGUCUGUAUUUCUCAAAGAAAGGGCACAUUUUUUUUAUUGAUGUGGUUUCAGAUAAGGGCACUUGGAAACGAAGGCAUGAUAACGGAGAUGCUCCAGUAUUUUCAUCUGGCGGAGACCCUGUUCCUACACCCAAAAUCAUACUCGCGGACGGUCAUGUACAAUAAUGUCUUGCAUUCCCUGGUAGACGCUAGGGAGGUGAGCUGCAGCAUUUUAGAAUAGUCCCAUAUUUUCUAUGAUGGAAAUAAGUAUCUGACUAAUUAUUUUAUUUUAUUUUUGGCAUAUUUUUCCAAAUUCAGGGUCGCAUGGCUGUUGAGGUUUUUCGGGAAAUGAAAGAUGGUGAUUUUCCUCCUGAUUCCACCACCUACAACAUUAUGGUCAACUGCUGCAGCAUACUGGGCUCUUUCAAGUCUGCCUGCGCUCUGGUGUCUAUGAUGCUGCGUAGUGGCUACUUUCCACAGGCCGUCACUUACACUGCGCUUAUAAAGGUAGAGCUUUGGAACUCACCAAUGGCCCCUUGUCAUCUCGUCCACUAGCCCUUUCUGCCGUCACCACAAGAGCAUAUUGCUCAGAAAAAAAGGGAGCUUUACCCGCAUAAAUCUUAUAUACAGAUUGAAAAUAAUUGAAUGUAAUCUACGGUGACCUCUUUUCUCCCUUUUUCUGGUCUUGUCCCCUUCGCUGAUCAUCCAUCUUUCACCUGCUGGAUUUCGUGCCCAGAACCCUUUUGCUACUGAUGAGGGCAUGCCCUGUGAAUAUUGUAAUCACAUCUUUGAUCAGUAUGACUCGGAUUAGUUGUUCAAAUAUUUGUUUGAUUUAGAGAAUUUAAAUCUCCUUUUUUUUCUUUCUUAGAUUCUGUUGUCAGAUGAAGACUUCGAUGGAGCAUUAGAUCUCCUUGAGCAAUCAACUUCUGAAGGGAUUGAGCUGGAUGUUCUUUUAUAUAACACGGUCCUCUUGGAAGCAGAUAGGAAGGUAUUAUCCCCUAAAUAUGCGCCGAGCUGAUUGGCAUUUUAUGAUGCUGAAAGCCAUCUGGGCUUGACCAUGAUGUUGGGAAAAUAAUUUCAGGGCCGUAUCGACAUAAUCGAGAUGAUCAUUGAGAGGAUGCAUCGACAGAAGAUCCAGCCUGACCCAGCAACCUGCAACUAUGUCUUCUCCGCAUAUAUAAGGCACGAUUUCCACAACUCUGCGAUGGAAGCAUUGCAGGUGUUGAGUCUGCGUAUGAUCUCACAAGAUGAAGCCGUCCUCCGUGAGAGGCGGGCCUCCUUUGAGGACCUCGUUCACAGCGAGGACCCAGACGUCGAGUCAUGGAUGAUCAACAUCUUUGAGGAAGUCAACGAGCACCUUGCUGUCGCCCUACUGAACCUCAGGUGGUGUGCCAUGUCCGGGCACUCCAUCUCUUGGCAACCCGAGGAGAAUCUGUGGGCCAGAAGACUUGCUUCUCUCUAUGGCUCUGGUUAA